Molecule: messenger RNA, 824 nt
Organism: Electrophorus electricus (electric eel)
Lineage: Eukaryota; Metazoa; Chordata; Actinopteri; Gymnotiformes; Gymnotidae
Gene: nppal
Product: natriuretic peptide A-like
Biological process (GO): receptor guanylyl cyclase signaling pathway; cGMP biosynthetic process
Cellular component (GO): extracellular region
Molecular function (GO): hormone activity
Source: RefSeq, a predicted model, not a curated record
CAUUUCUUGGGGAGCCCGUGACGAAAUCACGUCAGAUAUAAGAAGCGCACCUGGAGACUGGGGUUUGGCAGCCGAGGUGAGGAGCGCAACACAGUUGUUCAAAACCUGGCCAGCCAGCAAUAGAAACGCAAUGAUUGCCAACGUCUCUGCUUACUGCAUAUUUUCACUUCUACUUUUGAACGUCGUUGGGGCGAAACCAGUCUCCAAUUUACAGAGCCUUAAAGAGCUUUUUGAGGAAGAAGCGAAUAUGCCUUAUUUUGGAAUGAGAGAGUCCGAGAUGGAGCCAAAAGAAGCGAAUGCAGAGAGAACCGCUCCAAGCGCGGAUGCGGAGCGACCUUGGGAAAGCGAUGAGAUCGGUGCUGCGCUGGCGGGCAAGGAGAACGCGAUCGAGCGCCUUCUCGGUGACAUUCUCUCUGUUUCAAAACGCUCAUGGAGUCGAUUCAAGAAAGGAGGGCUGAGAAGUUGCUUUGGCGUUAGGCUAGAACGAAUCGGUUCCUUUAGCGGUCUGGGAUGCUAAGCAUCAGGACCCGUUGGUACUGGAAUAGGGCACAGAAACUCUCCUUACUUGAACUCCUCGGGCAGGGCUUUUUAUUUUAAACAAAAUAUUUGACUGCAAGUUUACAGUGGAUUCGUGCUCAGACUGCCUUUUCUUGUGUUAUUUAUUCAGUGGUAACUGUGUAGAAUAGUAAAUUGUAAAUAUAUUUUUUUUUAAUUCUAUGAUCUGCAUCUUUUUACUGUUUCUUCAGUGUAUCUAUUUAUUUCUUGUCCAAAUAUAUCAAUGUUAUAGAGUGUAUGUUGUGACAAAAUAAAUAUUUUGCAUAAUA